AUGGAUGAGGGAGGCGACAUGGUGAGCCACCUUGACCGUUUUGAGGAGCUUGUUCUGAGUGUGGAGGCGGUGGGCGAUGCCAUGGACGAAGCACGCCGGAUGACAGUUCUGCUGAGUAGCUUACCGGCAGAGUACGAGAUGAUUGUGUCCAUUUCUGAAAAUUACGUGGGUGUGACGAUGGUGGAUGUGAAAGAAAAGCUGUUGAAGGAGCACAAGAAGAAGCAGCAACAAGAGGUCUCCAAAGGAGCUUUCCGCGUUGGUCGUGGAGGACAUAAACAGGAUCGUGGUCGUGUAGUGCGUCAACAACGUGGAGCAGAAGAGAGCUGGAAGAAGAAACAGUCGUUUCGUGGGAAGUGUCACCGCUGUAACAAGAUCGGACACAAGCAGUUUGAGUGCCGAUCUGCCACCAAGAGUGAUGGAAAUGAAAUGGCGUUCACGGCCUUAAACGGAUUAAAGGAAGGAUAG
Peronospora matthiolae is the source of this 465-nucleotide messenger RNA. NCBI's taxonomy places the organism in Eukaryota, Oomycota, Peronosporomycetes, Peronosporales, Peronosporaceae. The record is from the annotation of a GenBank genome assembly.